AAACGAAAGCGACCAAAUGUUCUGAUAACGGGAACGCCCGGGACGGGAAAGACGGCCACGGCCUCCUUACUGGCGGAACGCUUGGGCAUGAAACACGUGAGUCCGGGAGACUUGGCGAAAGAACACAAGCUCUACGAAGGACGCGACGAGGAACUGGAUACCAAUAUUUUGGACGAAGACAAACUAAUCGACUUGCUGGAAAACAUCCUGGAAGAAGCCGAACAAGAAGGCGUGGGCGUGGUUGUCGAUUUCCACGUUUGCGAAAUAUUUCCCGAGCGUUGGUUCGACUUGGUACUGGUACUGCGUGCUCGUACCGAAGUUCUCUUCGAUCGCCUCACCACACGAGCGUAUUCGGAAAAGAAACGGGCCGAGAACAUGGAAUCGGAGAUCAUGCAAGUUAUUUUAGACGAAGCUCGCGAAUCAUACGAUCCACUGAUUGUGCAUGAAGUACCAUCUAAUACACUGGAAGAAAUGGAAAGCAAUAUUGAACGAGUCCGACUCUGGAGUCAGCAAUGGAUUACUGACCAC
Messenger RNA from Phaeodactylum tricornutum CCAP 1055/1, 528 nucleotides. RefSeq lists its product with no specific name. The transcript has 2 exons. The record is from RefSeq and is a predicted model, not a curated record. Gene Ontology annotation, cellular component: cytoplasm; nucleus. Lineage: Eukaryota; Bacillariophyta; Bacillariophyceae; Surirellales; Neidiaceae. The annotation marks the transcript as partial. Gene Ontology annotation, molecular function: ATP binding; AMP kinase activity; ATP hydrolysis activity.